AUGUGCGGUGCCGGUAUAGUCAGCCGUUUUCGCGGCGCUAGUUCCAUUGUGGUCAACGCGGAGUUUGAGGUCCGGUUCGCCGUCUUCUGUGUGACCUUGCACGAGCGUGAAUCCGUGGAAAUCCAGAGCUCGCGGUAUCCAAACCCAUCGUUGAAACGCCAAGCCGACAUGUCGGAGAAGAAGAACAUCGUCAUCACUGGGGGCGCUCGGGGAAUUGGACGUGCAGUUGCUCGCCAUCUAGCGCUUUCGGGCCACAGACUAUUUCUGAUUGACAUCGACACCGAGGAGCUCAAGUAUACGGCGAAUUCGCAUAUCCCAGGAGCCUUGACCGGCCAGGUCAAUGGCACGAAGGCUCCGAGCAGUAUCGGCCACGGGGUUUGCGACCUGCGAGACCCUAUAGCGAUCAGAGAUACAAUCAAGGCCGCGGCUGACUUCUUCGGUGGGCGAAUUGAUGUGCUGAUCAACAAUGCCGGCAUAGCGAGGGCCCAGUUUAGCGAGGGGCGAAGCAUGGCAGACCCCUCGGUAUUGGACGAAUGGCGAGCUUACAUGGAGACCAACCUUACUGCACCCUUCGUCGUCAGUCAGGCCUGCAUACCUUACAUGAAAAUCGAAGACGAUGGGCGGAAGGAACAUGUGGAUUCUGUCAUCAGACCGGAGGCGGCCCUUGCAGCCUCGGACAUUCUCACAGAAAAGGACCGAAGCGUCUUCUCGGGACGCGCAAAGCAAGGCCCCUGUAUCAUCAACAUCGCCUCGUUCCGUGCUCGCCAAUCCGAGCCCAAUUGCGAAGGAUAUGCGGCAUCAAAGGGCGGGGUUCUGGGCCUCACACAGGCCAUGGCCAUCUCGGGCGCUCAGUGGGGGAUCAGGUGCAACGCUAUUCUCCCAGGUUACAUCUUCGUCAAGCACGAAUGCAAGGAGGCCGACGAGAUUGAACGCCAUGAGUGGUGGGCAAAGGGAGAGCCCGCUGAGCGGCACAGGAAGCAUCCAACUGGUCGUAUUGGAUAUGCUGAUGAUAUCGCAGAGACCAUCGAGUGGCUCAUGGGCGCGGGGUUCGUGACAGGGCAGGAAAUUGUCGUUGAUGGAGGCAUGAGUAAGAUCAAGCAUGUGGAUGCUUGA
Molecule: messenger RNA, 1113 nt
Organism: Diaporthe amygdali
Lineage: Eukaryota; Fungi; Ascomycota; Sordariomycetes; Diaporthales; Diaporthaceae
Product: short chain alcohol dehydrogenase
Exons: 2
Coding region: 1-1113 (370 amino acids)
Molecular function (GO): oxidoreductase activity, acting on the CH-OH group of donors, NAD or NADP as acceptor
Source: RefSeq, a predicted model, not a curated record